AUGUCGUUCUCUACACUUGUUUCUGAUAUAGCAUUUAGAGAUGCCCCUCCCGGCGAGCGUGACUCGCAAAUCUCCCAUGCUCGUUCGCAAGCCACAGCUCGCUCGCUGACCAGCACUCGCGCGACGAGCGUUAGCAUUUCGGGUGACAUAUCCAGUCAAUUGCAUGCUGGCUACAGUCAUCCACUGGCGAGAACAUGGCAGUCCGAAAGACAACUGACAAAGGAAAUGCUCAUUUAUCCUAUAUUUAUUACCGAUAAUCCUGAUGAAGAAACACCAAUCCCCUCCUUACCGAAUCAGUCUCGCCGCGGCUUGAAUCGAAUAGUCCCCUUCUUGGCGCCGCUUGUGCGAAAGGGCCUCCGAUCUGUCAUGCUUUUUGGCGUGCCACUCAACCCAACAGCUAAAGACCCGCUGGGAACCGCUGCCGACGAUCCGUCGGGCCCUGUCAUACAGGCUAUUCGAUUGCUACGCUCGACAUUUCCCAGUCUCUAUAUAACCGUGGAUGUUUGUCUCUGCGAGUACACGUCCCAUGGCCACUGCGGAAUCCUCUGCGAUGACGGGAGCCUCAACAACACCCAAUCCGUUGAACGGAUAUCGGAUGUGGCCGUGGCGUACGCCAUGGCAGGCGCACACUGCGUUGCUCCUUCGGAUAUGAAUGACGGCCGUAUCCGUGCUAUAAAGCUGAAAUUGAUCGAGGCAGGAAUCUCACACCAGGUUACCCUCAUGUCAUAUGCAGCGAAAUUCAGCGGCUGCCUCUAUGGACCUUUCAGAGAUGCUGCUGGCUCUUCGCCAUCUUUUGGCGAUCGUAAGUGUUAUCAAUUGCCACCCGGCGGCCGUGGACUUGCUCGUCGCGCUAUUGUACGCGAUGUUGCCGAAGGCGCUGAUAUUAUCAUGGUGAAGCCAGCGAGCACAUUCCUUGAUAUAAUCAGCGAUGCAAAAGAACUAGCCAAGGACUUGCCUAUUGCAGCCUACCAAGUUAGCGGAGAAUACGCCAUGAUUCACGCUGGUGCUAAGGCUGGUGUGUUUGGAUUGAAAGAAAUGGCGUUCGAGAGUACACAGGGGAUACUGAGGGCCGGUGCUGGCAUCGUCAUCAGCUAUUUUACUCCAGAUUUCCUUGACUGGCUGUCUACUUGA
Messenger RNA from Talaromyces atroroseus, 1131 nucleotides. RefSeq names its product Delta-aminolevulinic acid dehydratase. Gene Ontology annotation, molecular function: porphobilinogen synthase activity; zinc ion binding. Bases 1 to 1131 code for a protein of 376 amino acids. Gene Ontology annotation, cellular component: cytosol. Gene Ontology annotation, biological process: heme biosynthetic process. The transcript has 2 exons. Lineage: Eukaryota; Fungi; Ascomycota; Eurotiomycetes; Eurotiales; Trichocomaceae. The record is from RefSeq and is a predicted model, not a curated record.